AUGGACACUGACGACCUUGACUCCGAAAUCUCCUCCAUCCGCGCAGAAAUCCGCACCCUCCAACAUCGCCGUCGCAUCCUAACAAGCAGCCUCCUCUCCUCGCGCCCCCUCCAACGCCUCGCCAAAUCCCAACCACCAACCCUCCCCUCCCAACAGCAAUGGACCGACAUCUCCCCCCUAAUCCAAAGCACCUCGACCCACGCGCAAACAAACCAUCACCGCAUCGCCUUCUCCACAACCACCUUCCCAUUCACGGACCCCUCCCCGACAUCUGAAUCCCCCAACCUCCUAGGCAUCAGGAUAGAUAUUUGCGCGCGCGACGGAACAUACACCAAACCGUACUACAUACUCCUCCGACGGACAGCACACAAGACACAAGAUGGGAAGAGGGAAGUGCGCGUGCAUAAGCAUACCGUUCCGGCGGUGGUGGAUAUGAGGAAGUUGGAGAGGGUGUUUCUGCCGGCUUCAUCCAUGACUACUUCUCAGGAUGGGGAAGACGCGAUGGAUGAGGAGCAGGAGCAGGAGCAACUGAAACCAUGGAAACACAAGGCGCGCAAACAGGAUCUCAAGUCCUUUGUUCGGGAGGUGCGCAAGCAGUUGGUUGUGUGGCAUUUACGGUGCGAUGCUGUGCGCUAUCUGCGAGAGAAACUGGGCGUCGUGACACGUGGAGUAAAUGACGACGACGGUAUCUAUGAGGAUGAUGAGAGGCCCUGGGAGAGGGAUAUUCUUGGCCCUAAUGCUUCUACGACGGCUGCUACUGGAGGUUCCGGUGCUGGGGAGGAGACGCGCAUAGCGAAGAAUGAACUUGGGAUUGUGUCGUUGGCGCCGACGGCGUUGGAGGCGGUCUAUGUGCGGGUGGAGUGGGAGGAUGGGCGCGUGGGGAGGUUCAAGAUCUCUAAUACGGGGGUCGUGGAACGCGCGGUGGUGAUUGGGGAUACUGGUAGAGAUAAGCAGACUGAGGGGAUUAUUACGGGCGGGGACGGGAGGGUUGAGACAUUGCUGGAGCGGUUGGGGAAGCGUCGCGGGAAUAGUAAGGAGGUUGGCUCUGCGUCGCCGGCUUCUGAUGUGUGA
Molecule: messenger RNA, 1071 nt
Organism: Aspergillus welwitschiae
Lineage: Eukaryota; Fungi; Ascomycota; Eurotiomycetes; Eurotiales; Aspergillaceae
Exons: 2
Coding region: 1-1071 (356 amino acids)
Cellular component (GO): kinetochore; Mis6-Sim4 complex
Source: RefSeq, a predicted model, not a curated record